AUGCGCCCGGACAACUUUGGCAUCAAGGCCAGUAUCAUGGUCCCCCUAGGCAAGCCUGAGGAGAAGAUCGACGCUGGUGCAGUGAUAUGACUUUGCGAAGUGUUUGAAAAAAUCUUUCGGAAUUCUCCAGACCCCAGAGUUCACAAAAAAGAGAAACGGCCGUCGUGGGCCUCGAGGAAAGCGAAAUAGUACACGAAUACGCCGCCCAGAGCAGCAAAUGGGUUCCGGAUUACAGACUUUUUCGGGUUGCAAAGGAAAUUGACCAGUGAGUCGUUUUUUCUUCUUCCUAAUUUUAGUGAGACAAACUGAAACCGAGAAACUUUCUUUAAAUCUUUUCUUCUUUCCAAUUCCGAUUGGGGGAGGUUUUUCUAGGCUUAGAUCUUUAUGAAGUCGGCGGAAUUUUUUCGAGAAAGGGCGCCAACUGCAAUGAUUCUCACAGAGUUUUCCAGUUAGAGGCAAUCAGAAGACGAAAAUUUUUCUUUUUCGGAAUUCUGAAAAAAGAGAGCCUUCUGAAACCUGCAUAGAAACAAGGAACUUUUUUCAAUAUUCAGUUUCUGUGAAACCUUGAAAAUCUUUUUUCCACGCGCAUGAGCCCGUGGGGAACUAGAUAACUCCAGGACGUCGACCGUUACAGAGCCUACAGAAAGGUGGAACGAGGGUCGUGGGUCUUAGAAAAAUGAAAAAGUUCCCGAGUACCGACCCGAACAGCUUCCGCUUCGUAGGAGUAAGGAUUUUAUCGAGUUGUGUAUGAUAAGAGACAUUUCUCAGCUCUCUUACACGCUUGGCCUUCUUGAGAAGAAAAGCGGAUUCGUGUUCGCUCAACCAACAAAUCCGGAGAAGAGCAGGCAGGCGAAAGCCAAAAGCCGAGGCCACGUGUAGAUCUCUUCUGCACCAUGGAGGUCGGCUUUUAUUGUGUGUGAGACUGUGGAAGUCAGUUUCAACUUCAAUCUUCAACUUUAAAUAUUGAGCUGAAUUUUAGGCGAAGCCUUAAAAAUUGUUGUGAAUUGCUCACGUAUUUUCAGUGAGCAACUUUUUUGGAGCGUUUUUUUCCUGCUUGAAGAGGACAGUCAUUGCUCAGUAAAAUAUUUUAAUAACCUUCAAAAAAAUAAAAAAAUAUUCUUUUUUUAAAAAUAAAAAAAGUCGACGACUUAUUUGUUUUAGUUUCUUGUUUCCAGUAUCUUUUUUUUCGAAGAAAACAUAGGUGAUUAUUCAAUUUUCAUCAUCAAUAAACGAAGAGUCAUUUAUUCUAACAAAAGCAAAUUGAUGUUACAAUUUUGUCACAGGUGCAAAAUUUUCGGAAGUCUCGCCGAUAAGAUCCGCCAGGAAAUCGAGGCGACUGGCAUCAGUGCGGAUCUCGAGGAAAAUUCACAUUCUCUUUUUCGAGAAAACCUAGAGGAGACGUCAAAAAAUAUUUUUGGUUUUGUACUUCGGAGCUGGUCAAGAUCAACUUGUCUCUCGUAAGUAAAAAUAAAAAAGCUGAGAAAAACUUUUGCGAUUUAGGCGUAGCAAAGAGGCUGAAGAUUUUUCAAAACAUCCAAGUUUAUUCGCUUGCAAAUUGGAUCGGGCGGACACAUUUGACGCAUCGGUUUCUUCAUUUUUUCUCGAAUUCGUUCCUAAAUUCAGAAAUUGCAGAGGGAACUACUACGAAACCUGAACAUAGCAUGCGCCCGGGCAACUUUGGCAUCAAGGCCAGUAUCAUGGCCCCCUUGGCAAGCCCGAGAAGAAGAUCGACGCUGGUGCAGUGAUAUGACUUUGCGAAGUGUUUGAAAAAAUCUUCCAAAAGUUAAUCUUUCGAAAUUUUUCAAGGCCAAGAUCCUACAGAAAAGAGAAACGUUAGUUGUGGACUUUGUAGAAGGCCUACAAGUCCACGAGUAUCGACUACAGCAGCUUCCGCCAAUGUAUAAGUGAGAUUCUUAUCAAGUUGUGUAAUCUGAAAAGAAAAUUUCAGUUCUCCCAAAUGCUUGGGAAUUUGGAGAAGAUAUGCGACUCGGCCGACGGAUAAGAAAAACAACGACAAAGCCGAAAAAUGA
This is a messenger RNA of Caenorhabditis auriculariae, 2030 nucleotides long. The record is from the annotation of a GenBank genome assembly. NCBI's taxonomy places the organism in Eukaryota, Metazoa, Nematoda, Chromadorea, Rhabditida, Rhabditidae.